This is a messenger RNA of Pygocentrus nattereri (red-bellied piranha), 1609 nucleotides long. RefSeq lists its product as uncharacterized. Lineage: Eukaryota; Metazoa; Chordata; Actinopteri; Characiformes; Serrasalmidae. The transcript has 3 exons. The record is from RefSeq and is a predicted model, not a curated record. Bases 173 to 1246 code for a protein of 357 amino acids.
CUGAAACUCACUUCAGAAACUGGACUGUGUUUGUCUGACUGCACUGAGGAGGCUGAGACAACUUUCUACAUCCAGGGGUGACCAGAUUUUCUGUCCUGGGGGGCCAAAGUGCAGUGUCUGUGGUGGGCCGAGGGCCGAAAAGACAAAGCAAUACACAAAUAGAGUAGACAUAAUGAGUCUGAAGACUGUGCCUAUGAGUCUGCUUCUGCUUUGGAUCACACACUGCAUUCACACUUCUGAUGGAUCUGCUGGUGCAAUGCACUUCAAACUGAGUCUGGACGUUAUGAUGGAUGAAAAAAGCCCAUUACAAGUCAAACCUGAAACCACUGUUGAUGUUCUUGUGGGGAAAACUACAGAUCUAGCAUGUUGGCACAAGACCGGCAAAGGAUUGGUGACGUGGUGGCAGACCCCCUUCGGAUCAUUUGGAGGAGAAAAGUUUAGCAACAACGACCCAGUAGACAUAAAAAAUGGAACGCUGAGGAUCUUGAGGGCCACCUCAAGCCACACUGGACUCUACCACUGCUACCUAGUGGACAGCAGGGGGACAACGGUCAUCCCAUACAGAGUGAACGUACUGGAAAGAACAAGGCCAAGGUUGACCAGAGAGGCCAAAAUGAGCAUGAUGUAUGAGUUGGCCCCAGGUGUAGUGCCAUCAGUGUUGGCCACCUUCAUGGUUGCGUUUACUCUUGGUGCAUUCAGCAGACCCUACGUGAUCAAGUGUCUGCAAAGAGCAAGGGCUAGAAUAGGCCAGAAGAGAGAAGACCAGAACAGUCCAGGUGACAUAGCCUUAUUCAGAAUGACCUACAAUAAAACAUCCUCACUGUCUGAAGAUGCUCCAAAGACAUCUUCACCUGUUAAGUCUACCAAACAAUGGUUCUGGUCAAAGAAGAAGGACCAGUGCGUUGGUGUUCAUGUGGAAGGAGCUGAUGAGAUGAAAGACGGAGCAGAUGGAGCACAAGACAGGCAAGAAGGAGAGGAAACCUUUGUACAACCCAAACGGAGGAGCAGAGUCAUUAAAGUGUACAACUACGAUGAAGAGGGGAAGAGAUAUGGCCACGUUACAGAGCCGGAGGUGGUGGUGGAGGAGUGCGCACCCGGGCCCAGACACAGAGUGAUGUCUCUGACCAGGCUCAGUGCCAUUAUGAACCAGGUGGAAACUCCUGAUUUCUCUGCAUCCGGAAAACCAGCAGACAGCAGCUCAGCUGAACUGGAUAAUCCGCCUCACACCGGGACCUUAAUGGAGUAGAGAGAAAUCAAGUUUAUGCAGUUUUUCUUAGUUUGAUUCUUUAGUUUUGCAUUAACAAGCAAUGGAAGCCUAUAUGCACCAAUUGGCAUUGAGCAAACUGCAUGGCUGGAUGGUCACACACUCAUGGAGUUUUAAAGGGCCCAUAUGCCACAUUCUUCUUGUAUUUCAUUCUUUUCAUUCAUAAUCACUCAUGUAUAUGUAAAUGAGCUCUGUUCUGAUUGGCUGCCUUGUACUGUGUUUGGUUAUAUGUGUAAGUGGCUAGUCGUUAGUGUAUUAAAGUGUAUCUCUCUAAAUAAUCUCUAAAAACAGUUGAAAAUGCACAAAGAUGCUGAAAUCUGUCUGGAAUUAAAGGCUUAAAAUGGA